Funneliformis caledonium is the source of this 425-nucleotide messenger RNA. The record is from the annotation of a GenBank genome assembly. Lineage: Eukaryota; Fungi; Glomeromycota; Glomeromycetes; Glomerales; Glomeraceae.
CAUUUGUAACACCUUACGUUGAUUAUAAUACUGAUUAUGAAUAUACCGAUAGCGAAGAUGAUGGCACGGUUGCUCUUACUAACAAAGCUAAAGAAAUAUGUCGUGCUUAUGUUUAUUUUUUUCAACGAUUCUAUAUUUCAACUAUAAAGAGUUACCGGCAUUUUAAACCUACGAGCAAAUUUAAUAGUUGGACUGAAUUCCGUAUUGAACCGAAAACAAAGCAAAAUGGUCUCAUCGAUGCCUAUAUAUUGAUGUUUGAGAAAUAUCCUGUUGAUCCCGAGCAAGAGCGUUUGAAACGUACUACAAAAAAACCUACCACAAUAUUAAAGAGAUUUUCCACACCUGUCAUAACUUUCCAAGAGUUUCAUAUUGAGCAUUUGACGAGAUAUUCAUCAAAUUACAAAUUAGGAGAAUGGAUCAUUUAA